Messenger RNA from Trichoderma asperellum CBS 433.97, 627 nucleotides. Lineage: Eukaryota; Fungi; Ascomycota; Sordariomycetes; Hypocreales; Hypocreaceae. The record is from RefSeq and is a predicted model, not a curated record.
AUGUGCAGUGCCAGUGACGACGGCCUGCCGGAGACAAAAGCUGGAGACUGUGCUGGACGCACGCCUGGGUCGGCCACCCCUUCACUUUUGGCCUUGCGUCACAUCCCAUCAGACGACCAGUCCAGUGGUGGGCAGCAAGCCGCCGCGAAAGAUGCCUGCAUUGGACGUCGAGUGAGCUCCAGUCGUCCCGGCCAGGCAGGCACUACCACUGUGGCAGAAGUCAGUCACGGUGGCAACUGCGUUAACGCCCCUCGUGCAGGUCGCUGUGGGAAAUCCUCAGGAGGCACCGCGAAGCGUCUUCCAAGCCUCCCCCAACCGUCCUGGAGUACACGAGGUGCCAGGGUGCUCUGGCUGCAUGCGCCGACGGCGUCUGAGGUACUCGGUACGGGAUGCAUGUACCUGGAGGAGGCGAGGCACGCUGAUGCACGAGGAAGGCGCUGCGCCCCUGGACCAAUCAGCAGGCACGGCGGCGCCCUUGUUCUAGCUAGCAACAUUGUCCAUGAUUGCCCACAGAGGCGCCACCAAAACACCGUGUGCAGUGGAGAUGGCGGCCAAGGUACCGUCCCAGCCUCCUACGCGCGCGUGGGUACUUCUGGCGCCGCUGCACUGCGACCCCCAUUCCGCUAG